AUGUACAACUUCAUGAACCCCACUAACACCACCUCCUCUGCUUCAAACCCAAAACCCACAAAGAAAACCACCCACCCAUCAUCAUCUUCAUCCUCUUCCAGCAGGCUCUUCCACUGCCUCUACUGUCCUCGCAAGUUCUACACCUCUCAAGCUCUCGGCGGCCACCAGAACGCCCACAAGCGCGAGAGAGCCGCAUCUCGAAGGACCUUCAGUUCUGAGCGCAUGACCCAACUCUCCGCUGGACUCUCUGCAGACCCAAACGCUCCGUUUAUCGACCACGGCUGGGUCGAGCCCAUUCAGGCGCAUCACAACAACAACUUAUUGGGUUCUGUUUACUCGGUUCAUCGUCAUAAUAAUCAGGUCCCGAAUAUUGGAUUUCAAGUACUGGCUCGUUCAAGUGCUGGUGUCGAUGAGUUUCCAGCAGCUAAUGCUUCUUCCAGUACUGAUCCUGCUGAGCGUUCUAAUCUUGACCUCACUCUUCAUCUGUGA
Molecule: messenger RNA, 489 nt
Organism: Tripterygium wilfordii
Lineage: Eukaryota; Viridiplantae; Streptophyta; Magnoliopsida; Celastrales; Celastraceae
Product: zinc finger protein 7-like
Exons: 1
Coding region: 1-489 (162 amino acids)
Molecular function (GO): DNA-binding transcription factor activity
Source: RefSeq, a predicted model, not a curated record